Molecule: messenger RNA, 913 nt
Organism: Cladocopium goreaui
Lineage: Eukaryota; Dinophyceae; Suessiales; Symbiodiniaceae
Source: the annotation of a GenBank genome assembly
GCUGGGCUACGGCGCCGUGUGCAGCUUUCGCGUCAAGUUUUGGUCGCGCGGCGAGGAUGGCCGGGCAGUCGCGGCGGGGUUCCCGCGCUGCGAGUGCAGCGCUGCUAGCGUCCCUGGCUUUCCUCGUCUCCGAGCACGUGAGUUUCGUGCCGGCCGGUGCCAUUGGCCCACGGGUGGAAGGAUUGUCCAGUCUGCCGGAGCGUCUGCCGGAGCUUGGCGCGCAGAUCGCGCUGGCGGACAGUCCCACCCCGGACUUGACGCCCUUGGAGAAGUACGGCCCGGAUCCCUUCUUCUACACCUACAUCAUUGUGUCCGUGCUCGUCGUUGUGGUGUCUCUCUAUUUGAUCACCAAACCCUUUUGGGAGCAGCGUUGGUUGAUCGAGAAGAUUAAUGCGCAGAAGCUGAAGUUCAUUACCAAUGAGAGCGAGGUCACCCCGAAGGAGCAGUUCGAACUGGGUCGAAUGUACAAUGCCCUGAAGGAUUUCCCAUCGGCGCUCGCGGAGUUUGAAGAGGUUGAAGAAGACUUCGACGAGAUUCGAGCGGUCUUGGACCCUGAGGACGCCAUGGGUGCUCUGGCGGCCAGAGCGCAGCUUCACAACAGCAAAGGCUUUGCUUUGAUGAAGCUGGAGCCGCCCCGCACUGCGCAAGCGCGCCGCGAGUUCGUGCGCGCUGUGACGUAUUGGCCUGAAUAUCCUGAGGCCUUGCUGAAUAUCGGCCGUGAGCUGAUGAAGAGAAAACGAUUUGAAGUCGCUGUUCGCACCUUGAACACGGCCUUGAAGUGGCAGCCCGGCAACGAAGACAUCGCCGACUUCGCCGAGCAGGCCAGAAAAGCCAUGGAUGGACAGCUGAGUGAGCAAGAAAUCAAAGAAAUUGCCGCAUGAGGCAAGCGGAUUGCCGUGUGGAUCGGAAGCAC